Anguilla anguilla (European eel) is the source of this 2133-nucleotide messenger RNA. It is a transcript of the gene ctsc, whose product is annotated as cathepsin C. Gene Ontology annotation, molecular function: cysteine-type endopeptidase activity. The transcript is spliced from 8 exons. The coding region runs from base 132 to 1508 and encodes 458 amino acids. The record is from RefSeq and is a predicted model, not a curated record. NCBI's taxonomy places the organism in Eukaryota, Metazoa, Chordata, Actinopteri, Anguilliformes, Anguillidae. Gene Ontology annotation, cellular component: lysosome.
CUGCUGCAAGUCAUAUGACAAAGGGGGAACUUUGUAGCAGUUAACGAGUGUCUUUGAGGGGGAGGACACUGAAGUGAGAAGACCCUUAAAUUACUGUUGAUAUUGCUGUACGGAGUCGCUGCCCGUUUAUAAUGAAGGGGAAAUUGGCGUUGUGGUGGAUAUUUAUGUUCGGGGUGGAACGCGCACUUUGUGACACCCCAGCUAACUGCACAUAUGAGGAUUUGGUGGGAACCUGGAUAUUCCAGGUUUCCGAAGGUGGGCGUGAUCGGGGCAUAAACUGCACAACGAUGGGACCUUCUGUGAAAACUGUCACAGUUAAUCUUCAGAAGCUGUCCGUGGCCUCUGACGACCUGGGGAACACGGGAUUUUUCACUCUCAUCUACAACCAGGGCUUCGAAGUGGUUUUGACCGAUUACAAGUGGUUCGGUUUUUUCAAGUACAAGCAGGAAGGUUCAGAAGUGACCAGCUACUGUGACCAGACUCUACCAGGGUGGGUCCACGACGUUCUGGGAAACAACUGGGCCUGUUUUGUGGGAAAGAAGGUUACUGCGGUUCCCCGGAGAACUUCCGUCAGCAAUCAUCCAGAUUUCAAACAGAGCUUGCUCUUUCAGCGUCCCUACAAACACAACCAUGACUUUGUGCGCACAAUCAACGCUGUUCAGACGUCCUGGAAGGCAACUGCCUACAGCGAGCACGAAAGCUUCACCAUUGAGGAGCUCAUUCGAAGAGCUGGUGGAAGGGACUCCCGUAUUCCCAGCCGUGUAAAACCUGCCCCUGUAACUGCUGAAGCGGCCAAGCUGGCUGCAGGAUUGCCUGAGCACUGGGACUGGAGAAACGUCAAUGGUGUCAACUACCUCACCCCUGUGCGCAACCAAGCUAGCUGUGGGAGCUGCUACUCCUUUGCCACUAUGGGAAUGCUGGAAGCUCGAAUCCGCAUCCGGACCAACAACACCCAGACGCCCGUCUUAAGCCCGCAGCAGGUGGUGUCCUGCUCCCAGUACUCCCAAGGUUGCGACGGUGGCUUCCCGUAUCUCAUUGGGAAGUAUAUCCAGGACUUCGGCAUCGUUGAGGAGAGUUGCUUCCCUUAUAUUGGCUCCAAUUCCCCUUGCGAUGUGAAGCCAGGGUGCCUGCGCCACUACACCUCCGAGUACCACUAUGUGGGCGGGUUCUACGGGGCGUGCAAUGAGGCGGCCAUGAUGGCGGAGCUGGUGAGGGAUGGCCCCAUGGGCGUGGCCUUCGAAGUGUACCCCGACUUCAUGCAUUACAAGGAGGGCAUCUACCACCACACGGGCCUGACGGACGAGGUCAACCCCUUCGAGCUGACCAAUCACGCGGUGCUACUGGUGGGCUACGGGAAGUGCCAUAAGACUGGGCAGAAGUACUGGAUAGUGAAGAACAGCUGGGGCACCGGCUGGGGGGAGGACGGCUUCUUCCGCAUCCGCAGGGGCUCUGACGAGUGCAGCAUCGAGAGCAUCGCUGUGGCGGCCAUGCCAAUCCCCAAACUGUAGGUUUCUGAGGAGCGGGUCUCUCUCAGCCCCACGGCUCUUUCAAUCAAUAGUGCCAGUGCUGUUAAAGAAAAUAAUUGCUUACAGAUUUUAAUGCCAGGUGAAAAAUGGCAUGGAAUUUUUUUAAUGGAUACAAUUAUUGUGCUUCAGUCUUUUAACUGUAGAGCUCUUCUUCGCUUAUGAAAUUUGAACCAGGAAGUGGCGUAUACCAAACUACAAGAGUAAAGGGUGUGUUUUGUCAUCCGUGACCAGUAUUGUUGUAAAAAUUAUGUACUAAAUGAUCAAUUAUAGUUUACUGAGCAAUGUUGUUUCAAUUAGUUUAAAUCUCAGGAAAGCACAGGCUUGACCUUGACAAAUCUAGCACCACCUCUUUAAAUCUCAAAGGGAAGUUGUUAUUUAAAUGAGCCUGCCAUAUCUAAGGAACUUAAAAUGAUCUUGAGUCUCAUGGAUGUAUAAAGGGAAAUGCCUGAACCUGGCUGCACUCUUAGCUUAGCUUUUUUUAAAUUUGCGUGUUUACAGUAAGUUUUCCAUGCAAUGACGAUUUUAGAAUGUAGUUGUGAGUCAAAGAUAAAUUUGCACUUUUUUCUUUGAAUUUUAUGUUUGAGAAAUAAAGAUGAUUUUAGAAUUA